Messenger RNA from Durotheca rogersii, 1201 nucleotides. Its product is annotated as mitochondrial dicarboxylate carrier. The record is from RefSeq and is a predicted model, not a curated record. Gene Ontology annotation, biological process: succinate transmembrane transport; phosphate ion transmembrane transport; oxaloacetate transport. Bases 173 to 1162 code for a protein of 329 amino acids. NCBI's taxonomy places the organism in Eukaryota, Fungi, Ascomycota, Sordariomycetes, Xylariales, Xylariaceae. The transcript has 3 exons. Gene Ontology annotation, molecular function: antiporter activity; malate transmembrane transporter activity; sulfate transmembrane transporter activity.
GCCUACCACCCUCAGUAGACUGCGCGUCGAAAGAUUGGAGCGACAGAAGCCGAGACUGAGAGAGAGAGAGCAGCUUAAUCGAGAGCGAAGGAGUAAGCAGAAUCUAGGGAUGGUGACUCCCCUGCCCAGCUAUUUGUCGUGUUGCGCUUGUUCGGUGUAACACCUGUACACGAUGCAGUCCGCCGACAUGGCUCAGACUAGCCCCAAGGAGUCGUCUGUCACCUCGGCCGCGGCCACUGCUGCUGCUGCCGCCAGUGCCAAGCCCAAGAUCUUGGAGAAGAAGAAGGCAUUGCCGCAAAAGCAGAUCUCCUAUCCCUUCUGGUUCGGUGGCACCGCGAGCAGCCUUGCCGCCUGCGUCACCCACCCGCUCGAUCUUGUCAAAGUUCGGCUCCAAUUGCGCUCCGGCGAUGCGCCGAGGAACAUGAGCGGCACCUUCAUCCACAUCGUGCGGAAGCAAGGCCCGCUCGGACUGUACAACGGGCUGACCGCGUCGCUGCUGCGGCAGAUGACGUACUCGACCGUGCGAUUCGGCGUGUACGAGGAUCUCAAGAGCCGGUUCACGCACGAGGGCACGGUCAAGCCGUCGCUGCCGCUGCUCAUCGGCCUGUCGACCUUCUCCGGCUUCCUCGGCGGGAUCUCGGGCAACGCCGCCGACGUGACCAACGUGCGCAUGCAGCAGGACACGGCGCUGCCGGCCGCCCGCCGGCGCCACUACAAGCACGGCCUCGACGGCAUGUUCCGCAUGCUGCGCGAGGAGGGCCCCCGCAGCUGGUUCCGCGGCGUCUGGCCCAACAGCACCCGCGCUGCCCUCAUGAACGCCAGCCAGCUCGCCAGCUACGACAGCUUCAAGGCCUGGCUCAUGACCUACACCCCGCUCGGCGACACCACCACCACCCACUUCGCCAGCUCCCUCCUCGCCGGCUUCGUCGCCACCACCAUCUGCUCCCCCGUCGACGUCAUCAAGAGCCGUGUCAUGAGCGCGCACGACGAGCAGGGUAUCCUCCACCUGCUGCGCACCAUCUACGCCAAGGAGGGCGCCGCCUGGAUGUUCAAAGGAUGGGUGCCAGCCUUCCUGCGGUUGGGACCGCAAACGAUCUGCACGUUUUUGUUCCUAGAAGCGCACCGCAAGGCUUACCGGCAAUUCAAGGGGAUCGAGAGCUGAAAUUCUCGGCUCGUCCACCCACAUAACGCACAUACGCAC